This is a messenger RNA of Dermatophagoides farinae (American house dust mite), 3972 nucleotides long. Its product is annotated as spliceosome associated factor 3, U4/U6 recycling protein. Gene Ontology annotation, molecular function: protein binding; RNA binding. Gene Ontology annotation, biological process: RNA processing. Gene Ontology annotation, cellular component: nucleus. The record is from RefSeq and is a predicted model, not a curated record. NCBI's taxonomy places the organism in Eukaryota, Metazoa, Arthropoda, Arachnida, Sarcoptiformes, Pyroglyphidae.
UCUGUAUGAUUCUUGACAAUUACAGCCGUUCGAUGUUGAUGAUAUUAUUUUGAUUGUUAUAUUACUGCAAAAUUGGAAUACAUUUACAAUGGAUUUUACCAAAUUAAAUGAUGAUGAUUUAUCCAACAAUAGUGACGAUGAUUCAGAAGAUCGUCAUGAUUUUGAAAACGAAGAAAUGGCAGGUGCUCACGACGAAAGUGAUGAUUCGGAUGACGACGAUGAUGAUGAUGAUGAUGAUGAUGAUGAUGAAACCUUCAUUGUUGCCGAAAUAAACAAACUACAAGAUGAGCUUUCACAUAAUCCUUAUGAUUAUGACAAGCAUGUUAAAUUGAUAGAAGCAAUUAGAUUGAUUUCAAUCGAUCAGGAAGAUGGUCAACUAGAUUGUCUACGUUCUGCGAGAGAAAAAAUGAACAAAGUAUAUCCAUUAUCACCGAAACUAUGGAAAGAAUGGAUUCAGGAUGAAAUUUCCAUUUCGAAUACACCGGAACAAUGUAAAAACAUUAUCGAUCUCUACAAUCGUGCUGUCUCAGAGUAUCUUGACUUCGAUCUUUGGAUAGAUUAUGCAAAUUAUGCUAUCAAACAAAAAAACCUACUUGGAAUUGUGGCCAUACACGAUAUUCUGGAUAAAGCUUUAGCUCAAAUUGGCCUACAUGUUACACGUGGUUCUUCCAUUUGGACAUUGUAUAGAAAUUUCGAAAUGUCCUUACUUGAAGAUUUUGGAGAAUUAGAUGAACAAAAACGACAGGAGUUAUUUAAAAAACAGAUGCAUCGGCUAUACGAACUUUAUUGUAGACAAAUUUCAUUACCAUUAGAGGGUAUGGAAGAAGUUCAUCUCGAAUUUCUUGAAUGGCUUCAAGAAGUUGAAAAAACUUUUAAACUAAAUCUCAAACAGAAUGAUUUUUCCAAAAUCGAAACUAUAUAUAAUAAAGCCUUUGAGAAAUAUAAACUAUUGGAAGAAUAUGAGAAUCGAUUGCAGAAUUCCGAACCACCACAUUAUGAACAAUAUGUUAAAUAUUUGGAAUUUGAAAAAUCUAAUGAUGAUCUGGCUCGUACACAAUGCCUUUUUGAGCGUGCUAUCACCGACAAUUGUCUGCAAAUUGAUCUUUGGUUGGAUUAUUUGACAUAUUGCGAUUCCAAGUUUGUUGUCGAAGAAAUUAUAUUACCUAUAUACGAACGUGCGAUCCGAAAUUGUUAUUGGGGUGGUACUAUUUGGAUUCGUUACUUAGAAGCAGCGGAACGUGUUGGCCUACAGAAAUCUCCCAAAGAUUUACAAUCACGACUAACUUUGAUCUUAGAACGAGCAUUGAAAAAUGUUUCAUUCGAUUAUUAUCUGAGUUUAUGGAUGGCAUAUUUGUCUUUUGUUCGAAGAUUGACAAAUAAAAUCGGUUGGAACAACAAUGAAGCUGUUGAAAAUCUUCGCAAUUCCUUUCGAUCAGCCAUCGAUCAAUUAGAGCCAUACAAAGAUGGUGAUUAUUGUUAUGAAAUUUAUAAUCUGUACGCCAAUAUUGAGGCACAUUUUUGUAAAAAUCUAACAAAUAGCCGUACAAUUUGGAAUGAGUUUCUGGAUAAAUCCACUUCAUUAAAAUAUCAAGCAAAUACAUGGCUUGAUUAUGGCCAAUUUGAAUUACUAUAUGGUGACAUUGAACAUGUACGUCAAGUAUUAUUGAAAGGAUUGAAUAUUUGUAAAGAUCUACCAGAAAAGAUUGGAGAAUUGUUAUUAAAAGUAGAACGAACGUAUGGUAAUGAUAUCAAUGUUAUUCAUCAAUUGAAAGUUAAAUAUGAGAAAAUUAUGAAAAAAAUCAAUGAGAAACGUUUACGACAGCAAAAUGAAUCUCAAAAGCAUGUUGAAUAUGGUAACAAAACGAAAGCAACAACAUCAAAACGAAAAGCUGAUAAUAUGGUAAAAGAUGAACAUUCGGUUUAUAAGAAGAAGAAAAUCAACCAACAAAAAGAUGAACCAAUUCGCCAUGGUGUUACUGUCAAAACCGAUGAAUCGAAACGUGAUGAAACAAUUUUCGUCAGUAAUCUAGAUUUUAAUGUUGAUGAAAAAGAAUUGAGGGAGAUUUUCUCGCAAUUUGGUGAAGUUCGCGAUGUUCGAUUGGUUUUAAAUUUCAAAGGCUUAUCGAAAGGUUAUGCGUAUAUUGAAUUUGUCAAUAUAAAUUCGGUACAUAAAGCAUUGAAACAUGAUCGAAUGUUGAUACGACAACGGCCGGCUUUCAUAACCGAGAUGGAUAAACGAAAAAGUUUUCAAUAUGGUCGAAAUAAAGAGGACAAUAAAUUGUUCGUCAAGAAUAUUCCAUUAGAAAUUACUGAAGAAGAACUUUUGGAUAAAGUAUUCUCAGAAUAUCGUGAUUCGAUUGUCACUGCUCGUUUGGUUACACGUCGUGAUGGUCGAUCCAGAGGCAUAGCUUAUAUUGAAAUGAAAGAUUCUAAAACAGCAUCAAAAGUUGUACAAGAAAAAGAUGAAUUCGAAUUGUGUGAUCGUAAAUUGACAGUGGCUAUUAGUGAUCCAACGAAAUCCUUUACUGUCGAUUCUAAGGAUCAAAAUCAAAAAACUACAAUAAAAUCGAUAACAGGUGAAGAAUUUCGAAAGCCUGGACCAACGUCAAUGGUUCCAUAUUCUGUACUUCGAGUGAAAACCAAACCAUCCAAAGUUAAACUUCAAAUUGGAAAUGAACAACAACAACCACCACCACCAUCAUCAUCAUCAUCGAGCCAAGAACAAGAAACUGUUGGAAAAUCUGGCUUGAAUAAUAAUCAAUUUCGUUCAAUGUUUCUUAAAAAAUAAAUACAAAAACAUUGGAAAUAUUUUUAUGAAAAAAAAACUUUAUUUUUCAUUUUCAUAUUUAGAUCAUUGGGGAGAAUUUCCCGAUAACAUUUUUGUCUCUUUAUCGUACACAUCAUAACAUGUAUGCACAAAAACACACAUACUUGUUUUACAACAUAUAAAAUCAAAUAUCUGAUGAUGAAUAUUAAUAAAAAAAAUUUUUUUUAAAUAAUGUUUCAUCGAUCAAUGGUACAUCAUUGUUGUUGUGUAUUUCUGUCGAAUCUUGGAUCAUAUUAUGCAUAGAUAUUCAGUGUGUGUGUGUGUAUUUUUAUUUUUAUUAUAAUAUUAUUAUGUGAUUUAGUUUGUAUAGAAUCCAAUUCGACAUUCUGGAUAAUAAUACAUUUGCGUGAACGUUGAUGAAUAAUGGUAAAAAAGUAAAGAGAAAAAAGAAAGGAAAAUAUAACAAGUAAUAGAAACUCUGUAAGAACACAAAAAAAAAAUCAAUCAAAAUUCGUUUGGAGACGUGUGUGUGUUUAUUUGUUUUCUAUGAAUAAAAUGAUCAAAUAGGAUAAUAAGAAUGAAUUGACAAAAUUCUUGUUCACAACAUGAUUGUAAUUCGAGUGAGUGAUUGAGUGGAUUGGAUGUGAAUAGAUAAUUGUGUGCGAAAUGAUAAUGCGUUAAUUAUGUUUCUACUUUGUUAAGUAAUGAUGUAUAUGAUUAUUAUCAAGUUGAAAUCAAGUUAACUGAGUGUAAAAAUGUGGGCAUUUUUUUUUUUUGGGAAAAAAAACUCAAGUAGUAAGAAAAUGGAAAAAUUCCUAGAUCGAUAAAGGAAAAUGAAGUGAAUAUUUCUAUUUUACUUCUAACAGAAUAUUUUUAAUGUUUUACAAUGAUAAAUUCAUCAAGUUAGCAUUAGAGAGUGAGAGUUAGAAUGAAGGGAAAAAAGAGAAUGAGAGAUUCAUCACAGUGAUUUGUUGCUGAAGAAAAUUGGAAAAAAAAUCUAAUUGUAAUGAUAAUAAAUGAAAAUUUAAUCAUAAAAAAAUAUAAUAUUAGUUAGAUCGAAGAAUGAAAAAGCAUGAUCAGUGAUAUGAAAUGUUUAUUUAUCAUCAUUAUCAUCAUCAUUUAAAUCAGGAACCAAAAAAAAAAAAAAAAAAUGUUUGAAUUAAGUAAGUCAGCAUUGAGAAGAAUGAUUUCAAAAAGAUCAAAAA